Molecule: messenger RNA, 1951 nt
Organism: Osmia bicornis bicornis
Lineage: Eukaryota; Metazoa; Arthropoda; Insecta; Hymenoptera; Megachilidae
Gene: Teh3
Exons: 2
Coding region: 515-1849 (444 amino acids)
Biological process (GO): regulation of sodium ion transport
Molecular function (GO): sodium channel regulator activity
Source: RefSeq, a predicted model, not a curated record
CGAGGCGCAAAGCGACCGAAAGCAGAACACGCGCGCGACUAGCCUCGUCCUGCUGUAAAAAGAACGCCGUGGCUCGGACUCGCGAGAAACUCUGACGUGGAUAUCGUGAAAAUCGCGAUGCAAUCUCUCGUGUGCCCUUGAACAUCAUCGGGAACAUUUAGAAAAUCAUUUGGACCCAACAGGACCAACUUAGCCCAAGGUAUCCAGGCUGAAAACGAAAACUAACAUCGAGGGUGGUGACACUGACGACUGGAGCGCGACAAAUGUGACGGUGCGAUGGAGGAAAACUGUUGAUUAAACGUUCAGACUGAUCAAUUUCAAAUGAAACUCAUCAUCUGAGUUUCUGAUCGAAAUAUACGAUAAAGAAAUAAUCAGACAGAGAUCAGUGAAUCAGACGCUGUAACCAUGAUGUAGAACACGGCACAGCGCGCAAAUGGCGAUGAACCGGAGCUAGGAUGUAAACUGCUGGGACAGUGAAUCAUCAUCUUGGUGAUCGAGCAAGAGAUUCGGCACGAUGCCGAAGCAAGUGCCAGUGGAGAACUUGGUGAUCCCGCCGCAAGACGGUCGGAUCUGCGGGACCAUAUGCAUCUGUCAAAUGACGGCUGUCUUAUCCUCGGUAGCUCUGGUCUACUUAACAGUGGCGAUCUACAUGCCAAGUACGAGAGCUUUUAAAUCAGGAAUCAGCGAGGUACCAGUAAUGUGCACCACGAUACGAGCUGUGAACGCGGACAACUGCGACUGGGGUAGCUGUGGGGAGUGGUGUCUCUCAAAGACAUCCGGUCCCUGCGUCCAGAUCCACGUAAAUCUCCGUAGAAACGGUUCUACGAUUCUACUAGCGAACUGUACCAACACUACCAACAAGACUUGUUACGGUAUCGAUCAGGAGAACGCGAAGAAAUCGAAAUGCAUCGCGGACGAGUGUCGCAACCUGACUGGUACGUUCAAUUGCUCGUCCGGGGUGUGCAUCAACAUAACCGAUGCGUUCGAGUGCAUUUUCCACGAUACAGAUCCACCAAUGAAGUGUUCAGGUAGAAGAGGAAAGAUCACCUGCAUAGACAUCGACGGUCUGUUCAAUUGCAAUCGUGGCACCUGUGAACGGAUCAGGACACCCUACAACUGCGAUCGCAGAUGCGUGGACAUCCCGACCAGGAACAAGAACAUGAUCCUGAUGAGCGGUGACAAGGUGUACCUAAGUCAAUGCGAAAGAGCCAUAGACGUGCAAACUAAUCGAGAAGUCUGGCACGAGGAUCGCGGUGAUGUGAUGAUGGCGUCCUGUUACGGGAUAUUUAAUUCCACCCUGGGCGUUGAAGCUGUAGAUUGCAUCAAUGGCUCUGUUUUAGAGAAGGACCUACUCACUGAUCUAACCAACUUCACAUACCUGUCUUAUUUGAAUAUAUUUGCGACCAAACCAUUGGACGAGACCAGAAUGGUCGCUCCACCUGAACAGGAUCUGAUCAUUGCUAAUGAAAGUCGCCUGCUGAUUAAUCUCGAGGGCUGCGUCAACACCCUAAAGGACGAAUGCAAGGAAUUUCUUCAUGAAUAUGGAAAAGAUGGUUCUGAUCAUAACGCACGCGCCAGAUUUCCUUGUUACUAUGCAGAAGGCAACACUGAUGUGGUCGUGUCUCGAUUCGACUUGGAGAGCACCUAUAAGGAGUUCAUUGUCGCGUUGCUGUUGCCUAGUAUUCUCUUUGUGGUCAGUUGUCUGACGCUGAUCUUUUGUCAGAGGACCGUGGUGGUCGGCGAUGACGCCAAGAUGAGAUUCAAGGGCACUGCUGGAUCCGCACUAGAGAAGAGCGCUUCGGGUAACGUAGGGGAUGCUGGCGGAGGAAACUCUGCUAUGGCUCUCUGAGAUCCGUCACGCAUUCCCCUCCUGGAGGAGAGUCCGGCUCGUCAGUCGAUAUUCUCCCUGCGCGGGCAUUACUAAGGUGUGGGGAGGGGGGGAACGCGUGGU